AUGUCGUCUAUCGAGAAAGAGACGGAGUCCCAGGUGGUUAUCGAGAGCGCCGACCAGGAGGCAGAUCGCCAACUCCUGAGGAAAGUCGACCUACAUCUUCUGCCGAUAUUGACCGGGCUAUACCUUCUAAGCUUCUUGGAUCGUUCGAACAUCGGAAACGCUAAACUCGAUGGUUUGGCCGCUGAUUUGCACCUGUCUCCUUCUGGGUAUAACAACGCCCUUGCUGUUUACUUCGUUGCGUAUGUUAUAUUCGAGAUCCCCGCCAAUAUAAUUCUCAAGCGGUUCGAUCCUCAAUACUGGCUGCCCACCUUAACGUUAGCGUGGGGAGUGGUUUCCGUAGCUCAGGGCCUCAUAACCAACCAAGCAGGACUGUUUGGCAUCCGUUUCCUGCUGGGUGCUACAGAGGCUGGUCUGUUCCCUGGUGUUAUUUAUGUGUUCUCCGUGUAUUAUCGACGGCGAGAACGCCACUGGCGCGUCGCCGUGUUUUUUGGUGGUGCUGCUCUUGCCGGGGCGUUCGGAGGGGUAUUGGCGUAUCUUAUCGGCCUAAUGGACGGCGUGAGCGGCCGCCGAGGCUGGAAUUGGAUAUUUAUCAUCGAAGGCAUUAUUACAGUCGUUGUUUCCUUAGCAGCCUACUUCAUCGUGCCUACUUGGUCCACCAAGGCCAAAUUCUUGACGGAUAUCGAGCGCGAGCGGCUUCUAGCUAGAUUACGCGCCGACUCGGAUGCUGCAAAUCAAGAGGGCUUUGACUGGACUUUUGUCCGACAAGCCUUUACGGAUCAUCUCGUCUGGGCAUAUGCUUUCCUGUUCCAUGGUUUCUCAUUUGCAUUGUACACCCUAAGUUUAUUUCUGCCGACUAUCAUCGCUGGAUUAGGUUUCGCCGCAUGGAAGGCUCAGCUAAUGUCGGUACCACCCAAUGCCUUAGCGGCAUUCUCGAUUUGGGGUGCUGCUUGGGCGUCAUCGCGCUAUAAGAUGCGAGCGCCUUUCAUAAUCGGGGGAGGUAUCGUCGGGAUUAUAGGAUAUGUCGUCCUCCUUGCUACGAAGACACCUGGUGCACAAUAUGCUGGUGUUCACCUUGCAACCGCCGGAGUUUACACGGGAAAUGCACUGCUACUGAGCUGGCCCAGUGAAAAUGUAUCCGGACAGACGAAACGUGCCGUGGCGGUCGCUAUGCAGAUCACGAUCGGCGACAUCGGCGCCAUUGCAGGUGUGCUCAUCUACCGACCUAGCUUCUCCGCCCAUCUCUAUCGCAAACCGAAUAUAAUCACCAUCGGCUAUCUGGUGUUCGCUAUUGCUGUCACAACAUACCUUUGGGUGUGGAUGGCGAGAGAGAAUCGUCGGCGGGAUUGCCUGAUGCAGCAGUCGAAGGAGAGUUUGCCCGAUGACGAAGAGAGGGUGCGAUUGGGAGAUAGAGCCAUAGACUACAGAUAUCAACUUUGA
This is a messenger RNA of Gloeophyllum trabeum ATCC 11539, 1437 nucleotides long. RefSeq names its product MFS general substrate transporter. The coding region runs from base 1 to 1437 and encodes 478 amino acids. NCBI's taxonomy places the organism in Eukaryota, Fungi, Basidiomycota, Agaricomycetes, Gloeophyllales, Gloeophyllaceae. Gene Ontology annotation, biological process: transmembrane transport. The transcript is spliced from 17 exons. Gene Ontology annotation, cellular component: membrane. Gene Ontology annotation, molecular function: transmembrane transporter activity. The record is from RefSeq and is a predicted model, not a curated record.